AUCAUGUCACGUUCUUAUAUGGGAUCGACAAUGCAUAAUCGAUAAAUUUCACAGGCUUUUCCAAAUGUUUGAAAAAAAUGUUACCGAAAUCGAUAAGUUAUCUACGCGUACUAAAAGUAUCUUAUAUAAAAUUAAGUUCUUCUAUCUAUUCAACAAAUAUUUAUAAAAGAAAAUAUUCUUUAUCAACAUUGUCAAAAUCAAUAACGCAAACGAGAACACAAACACGAAAACUCUUUCCUUUAACCAGAAUUGUUAAAGAUUUUUCAUUUAUAUUUCCUUUAUUUAAUACUAUAAAAAGAUCAAUAUCUAGUUUAGAUACUCCGAAAGAGAUAGAACAAGCUGAACGAUGGUUAAAAAAAUUUACAAAAGAAAAAAUUCCAAAAGAUUUGAUAACAUUUACUUUUGCACGGAGUAGUGGACCUGGAGGACAAAAUGUGAAUAAAGUUAAUACAAAGGUUGAUAUGAGAUUUAAUUUAAAUGAAGCAACAUGGAUACCAGAAUACGCUAGGAAAAAACUAGCAAUUCAAGAAGCAAGUCGACUUAAUAAAAAGGGAGAAUUCAUGAUAACUUCAGAUAAAUCCCGUUCUCAAGUUAAAAACAUUGAAGAUUGUGUUGAUAAAUUGUAUGAAAUUAUUUUGAAAGCUGCUGAAAUACCAAAAGCCCCAAGUGAAGAAACCCUGAAAAGAAUCGAACAAUUGAAGAAAGCUGAAAACAAUAGAAGAAGAACGGACAAACAAUAUAGAUCAGAAAGAAAAUCUUCUCGUCGCACCAAAGAUUAUGAUUAAUACACAUUUCUUAUUGCAAAAACUGCAAAUUGAAUAUUUGAUAGAGAUGAAUAGUUGAAUCUAUCGGUAUGACAGUUGAUGAAAUUAUUUAAUGAAAGUUUUAGUAAAUAGAUAUUUAUUAAUUAGAUUAUACUUAUUUCUAUAAUCUUUUGCAAACUUUGUAAAAAUUGAAUGUAAUAAAAGUUUAGUACUUACAAUCUUACAUUAUAAAUAUAUUGUAAUUUACUUUAUCAUAAA
Rhizophagus irregularis DAOM 181602=DAOM 197198 is the source of this 1022-nucleotide messenger RNA. RefSeq lists its product as uncharacterized. NCBI's taxonomy places the organism in Eukaryota, Fungi, Glomeromycota, Glomeromycetes, Glomerales, Glomeraceae. Gene Ontology annotation, cellular component: mitochondrial large ribosomal subunit. The record is from RefSeq and is a predicted model, not a curated record. Gene Ontology annotation, biological process: mitochondrial translational termination. Gene Ontology annotation, molecular function: peptidyl-tRNA hydrolase activity; translation release factor activity, codon nonspecific.